GGCUUGUGUCACAUGACGGUGAUGCCAGUGUUUUUGCCAAGUGUUGAAGGCGAGAACAGUUAACCUUACGGCUAGCCGAUAACUUAAAUAAAGAGGAGUUUCCAGAAAGCUUUGGGGGUUUUGUUAUCAAGAGCAGCACCUAAAUAUUGCUUCAAGUCAGCUCGCGUGACUUUGGUCUUCUUGCUGUUGUUGUGACGCUAACGUUAGCCUAGCUAGCUGGCCCAGCGACUGCUAAAACAAGCUAACGCGCUGCGUCCCGUUUGUUUGUUGUGGUGUUACUGUGAUUUUGCGCAAACAAGUGCUGAGCCGGCCCGAGUGAAGAAACAGAAACAUGGUGCAAAUCUGUGGUGUUCAGUCAUUGUUCCUGGGAGUAACGUUAUCCUUCAUUUUCGCUACUGUCCUGCAACAGGGCUUUGCUACUGUUGCCCCGCCCACUCCCGCACCCCACAAAGAACCCGGAAGACCUGAGAGAGGACACUACAAUGCCACUAAAAAUGGCACCAUCUGUUUAAUGGCGUACAUGGGCCUCCAGCUCAACAUCUCCUACACCUCCAUCUUCCAGAAAAAGGUUGUGCAGGAUGUGGUGAACAUUCAGCCCGGUUUAACAAACAGCUCUGGAUCGUGUGACUCUGACAAUGCCUCCCUGGAGCUCACAACCAAUAAAACCAACCUCACCUUUGUCUUCACUCUGAAUACCACAUCGAACAAGUACCACUUAAGUGAAGUGGCCAUAUCAGCGGCCUGGCCAGACAUGACAGAGAGCUUCUCAGUCAGUAACAGCAGUCUGGACUACCUGCGGGGAACCCUGGGGUACUCUUACUUCUGCCGUGAAGAGCAGACUCUAACCGUGACCCGGAAUUUGUCCAUCAACACCUUCCAGUUGCAGGUGCAGCCUUUCGGUGUUAGCGGAGAUAAAUUUGGAGCAGCUGAGGAAUGCCAGUUGGAUGAAGAUGACAUGUUGAUCCCCAUCAUAGUUGGAGCAGCUUUAGCGGGGCUUGUCCUCAUUGUCCUCUUUGCCUACCUCAUUGGGAGGAAGAGGAGCCACGCUGGCUACCAGAGCAUCUGAGGUCACUCCUCACUCACGUUGUCAGAAGCUGAAGCGUGGUCCUACCCCACCUCAAAGUUAACCACUGUCUUACGAGACUUAGAGCUCGCCCCCUCUUCCCUCUGUCCCUCCACAUUUUCUCCCUGCCUCUGUGCGUGCUGUUCUUUGCCUUCAUCAGUAACACUAAUUAUUAUCACUUUGUCUAGGUUAAUAUGUGCUUUCUGAACUGACCCGCUCUUUCUAAAAAAAAAAACAAAAAGAAAAAGGGAUUCAUUUGUAAGAUUGUAAUGAAAUGAGAAUAACUUCUUCCUAGACCAUGUAAAGCAGAGGAUGCAUGUUGUAAAGGGUCAAUUAUAGUCCUCAAGUUACUAUUUAUGAUUUCUGUGAAAGGAAUUUUGAGGGAUUUUGGGAUUUCGAGGAUUUUUUUUUUGUCUGUUACGGGAUGACCAUUUUUAUUGGUCUGAAAUUAGGUUUGCUGUUACAAAGGGAAUAUUUCUGCCAGUUAAGCUUAAACCAUGUCAGACAGUUAAGAUCUGACUUAUUUACCUGCAAGUUGUAUGCACGUUUGAAAGAACGUAAUAAAAGUACAAUAACCUAAUCCUAAAAAGGAUGUGUGGAGACUCCCCUUAUAUUCAGAAUUAACUUUUUUUAAAAACAAGGUUAGUAUUGUAAAGCUCUUCAUCCCCUCUUAGGAGUACAAAGCACAUUAUGUGUAGAUGCUGUUUACAAUGUUGUAAGAUCUGAGACAUGUUUUAGUUUUAUUCAUCUUGUAGAAAUGGACUCAUUUGCUUUCUUGCAGAGUUUGCGAUUGCAAAAUUUUAAGGUACAGCCAGAAGAGUUAGAAUUAAGACUGGAAACGGUGUUUGUUCAGAUUAAACAUAUUAAUCUGAGUUAGUGAGCUUUGUUACCUUUGCUCAAAGCCAGGACAGCCUUCUCCUCCCGCUUCCUUUUUUUUAACCAACAUACAACCUUUGGCUGUAGCUUUACACUGACCAGCCAAAGCAUCAAAACCGCUGGCAGGUGGAGUGAAGAAUAAUGGUCAUUUGAUUUUUAGUGCAGUGUGUUCUGCUGGGAAGGGUUUGGUGCUGGAAUUGAUGUUGAUGUCUCUGUAGGGUUUCAGCUUGAAUUUAAGGUAGCUGGACUUCUUUUUUAGGCAUUGCUCAUCCGAAAGGCUUCUGCAAAAAAAAAAAAAAAAGGAAAAAGAAAGAAAUCCAGCUGCCUUCAACUGAUGUUAAGAGAAUUCAUGUGGAUGUUACGUUAAUGUGUAGCAUAAAACUUACUGGAUAUUCAGCACACACCAGGAUGCCAGCUGCAUCUCCCCACAGAACAAUGCACCACACUACACUGCACAAACAUCCCAUGAAUGGCUUGAUGAGCAUGAGAAAGUGCCAAAUUUGUUGACCUGGUCUCCAAGGUCUCCAAGGUCCCCAAAUCCCAAACAGACCAACAGUCUUUUCUACUCAAUUUGAGCAUCCAGGGUACUUUACUACAAGCCUCAUUCACAUACACAUUCAUACAAGUGCACUAAGCACUUUUUAACCUAACACACACACAAACACUCCGAUGGAUGCAUAGGGAGAAACUCGGGGUUCAGGGUGUUGCCAAAGGAUACUUUGGCAUGCAGGUUGGAGGAGUCAGGGAUCAAAUCACUGACCCUUUGAUUAGCAGAUAACCUGCUCUAGCUGUCAGACCUAUUUUGGUGGCACAAGAGCGAUGUGCAGUUUUAGGCAGCUGGUUUUAAAGUUUAGCUGAUAGGGGUGUAUUCACUGUAUAGAUGCUGAAACAAUUUAGAUCAUCUUCUCAUGUAACAGUGCACAAAGGCAAUUCCCACAGUGCUGAUAGUCACUCCUAUGGAUUCUACUGCUACAAAACACUAAAAACAGGAUCUAACAGCAUUGUUGGUUUUAAAUGAAGACAGCCAGAACAUCUCUGUAGAAAUGUUGAUUUGUUAUUGUCCGCUGGCUGGUUUUGCUUUGGUUGAGAUUUCGGUUGCUGAAGUAAGAGAAGUUUAACUGAAGUCCAGAGAAACGACCCCAUGUCAUUAUUAAAAAGGCCAAAAUGCUCUGGUCAGUGUUCAUCAGUGCCUUCCCAGCUGUAAGAUGGAUGGAAAUCAAGUAAUGCUAAUUUCACAUGUCCUCACUCACUCACCUACACUGUGCUGCCAUAAAUGAGACAUGUUUUAUGUCUCCUGUAGCCUUUGUGUAUACCAUAAAUAUGCAUUGUUUGAUGUAGUAGGAAAAGGUACAAAUUAUUUGUGUUUUUUGUGUUUUUUUUUUUUCCCCCUCCCUCAUCUUAAUACUCAUACAGUUAUUUAAUACAGUUUUAAUGGAUUUGUGUGCAUAUUUCUUUUUUAAGGAGAGGUCAAUAAAAGUGAUAACUGAG
This is a messenger RNA of Archocentrus centrarchus (flier cichlid), 3427 nucleotides long. RefSeq names its product lysosomal associated membrane protein 1b (gene lamp1b). The record is from RefSeq and is a predicted model, not a curated record. The transcript has 6 exons. Gene Ontology annotation, biological process: establishment of protein localization to organelle. Bases 332 to 1066 code for a protein of 244 amino acids. Gene Ontology annotation, cellular component: plasma membrane; late endosome membrane; lysosomal membrane. Lineage: Eukaryota; Metazoa; Chordata; Actinopteri; Cichliformes; Cichlidae.